Messenger RNA from Anopheles marshallii, 1590 nucleotides. RefSeq names its product tRNA dimethylallyltransferase. The transcript has 6 exons. Gene Ontology annotation, cellular component: mitochondrion. The coding region runs from base 1 to 1590 and encodes 529 amino acids. Gene Ontology annotation, molecular function: tRNA dimethylallyltransferase activity. Lineage: Eukaryota; Metazoa; Arthropoda; Insecta; Diptera; Culicidae. Gene Ontology annotation, biological process: tRNA modification. The record is from RefSeq and is a predicted model, not a curated record.
AUGUUUGCGUAUACGUUCCGCGUGUCAGCAGUGCGUACUUGUUUGUUUGUGAGCUGCGAUACAGUGUACUACCGACGUGGGAUAAUAGCACAACAGAACCAACAGUGUCUGCAUUCCACAAUGUCCGCCCCUCCACCGGUUGUGGUGAUUCUUGGUUCAACCGGUACCGGCAAAACAAAGCUGUCACUCGAACUAGCCUCCCGGUACGCCGGUGAGGUGAUAAGUGCUGAUUCGAUGCAGGUAUACACAGGACUAGACAUUGUUACUGCUAAGGCAACGAAAGAGGAGCAGCAACAGGUGGUGCAUCAUCUACUGAGCGUGGUUACGCCGGAUCAAGCCUUUACCGUGACCCAUUUCCGCGAGAGCGCAUUACCGAUCAUCGAUUCACUGCUGGCGUCCAGUCGGAUGCCGAUCAUCGUGGGCGGCACCAAUUACUACAUCGAGAGUAUCCUGUGGCGUGUGCUGUUGGGCGAAAGCGUGAAACGCGAACGUGUCCGAACGCGUAGUGUCACCGAAGUGCAGGACAUUUCCGAACCUGUUGCGAAACAACCGAAGGCGGCCGGUGCCGUAACAAUGGAGGAUGAGAAUGUGCUGGAACGGGUUCUGGAGCAGCUGCCGACGAUGGGUUCGAGCGAUGCGCUUGAGGCGUACGAAUCAUCAUUACUUCACCGUGUGCUGGAGCGUGUCGAUCCGGAGUCAGCGGAAAGGUUGCAUCCGAACAACAAGCGGAAGAUAAUCCGAGCCCUCGAAGUAUACAUGGAGUUCGGUGGACAACGCACAAUGAGUCAAGAACUGGCAGAUCAACGUGCAGCGCCAGGUUCCUGCAAUUUGGGUGGUCCCCUACGCUAUCGGAACGUUGUCAUUCUUUGGUUACGGUGCGAUCAGGACAUACUAAAUCGCCGUUUGAAUGAAAGGGUGGAUAGCAUGGUUGCACAGGGACUACUCCCGGAGAUACGAGUAUUUUACGAAACGUAUGUCAAGCCAUACAGCGCGUGUGAAUAUCAUCGAGGCAUUCUACAGAGCAUCGGAUUUAAGGAGUUCGUAAAGUACCUGGAUCGUUACGGUCCCGAAAUGGAUCAUGAGUUACUAGAAUAUCGCAGCGUGGCACAAGAGUUCCGCGGCCCCAAACCAGCAGGACUGGAUCAGCUCGAGGACUGCCUUGAAUACCUGAAACUGGUAACACGCCGUUACGCACGCCGCCAGCUGCAAUGGAUCCGAAAUCGGUUUUUGUGCGAUACUGGACGCGAAAUACCACCGAUUUACGCGCUAGACACUUCUGAAAUCAAUAGUUGGAACGUACAAGUGUCUGACAAAGCAAUUGCUAUCAUUGAUGCUGCAAUAGCUGGCGAACCUUCACCGUUUCCGUGCGAACCAAAAACGGAAUAUCACCACGAACGGCUGCACAAAGAACGCACAUACCGGUGCGAAUCAUGUGCACGUGUUUUUAUAGGCGAGUAUCAAUGGCAGAUACACAUUCGUUCGAAGAAACAUAGAAAGAUGCUAAAGCACAAUAAGAACCUAAGCGAUCGAAACGACCCAAACACUGACCGCGAAGACACAACUGUUGAAAUCGAAACGGAACCAAAAUAA